AUGGCUGUUCAGACUUUUCAAGCGCCAGCGGAGACGCUUAGCGAGGCGAUUCGCCUCGACCACGUCAUGCUCCAGGAAUUGGCCAGUGGUGGACCACAGGAGAGGGACUGGAGGGGAAUCGCAACGGCUCUUCUCGUCAUUAUGGCCAUCUGUUCGCUAAUCGCUCUGGCUGUAUUAAUACUAACACCAAUGUCGGCAGCCAUAGAUUACUCACGUACACCGCUCAAUCUAACAACGAUGUCUAAACUUCGACCGUCGGUUCUCAACGCGCGAUGGAGUGGUCAGGACGACAUCGUUUACGAUAACGUAACUGGCGGUGUACUUCGACUGUCGGUGAAGCAAAUGACCACGGAUGUGUUGCUCGACAAAGCCGCCUUGGUACGUAGUCAGAGAGCUAUCUUUGUGAAGGAAAGAUACCCACCUAAUAUGUUUCCGUUUCGUUUUGUUCGUUUGUUCUAA
Cooperia oncophora is the source of this 459-nucleotide messenger RNA. The record is from the annotation of a GenBank genome assembly. Lineage: Eukaryota; Metazoa; Nematoda; Chromadorea; Rhabditida; Trichostrongylidae.